GUUGGCCCGGGCCGGAGGAGAGGAGUUGCAUGUGUAGCUUCAGCUGGCGGUAGUGGCGGGAGCGGAGGUGGCGGCGGAGACCGCCUGGGUAACGACCCCUCUUGCUUCUCCCGCUUCCGAGAAGCUCGUAGAGAGCGUGGGGAAAGCUGAGGUUUGUGAGAUGGCUGCUGACAUUUCUGAAUCCGGUGGGCAUGAUUGCAAAGGCGACCCGAGGAGCAAUACCAAGUUAGAUGCAGAUUACCCGCUCCGAGUCCUUUACUGUGGAGUCUGUUCAUUACCAACAGAGUACUGUGAAUAUAUGCCUGAUGUUGCUAAAUGUAGACAGUGGUUAGAGAAGAAUUUUCCAAAUGAGUUUGCAAAACUUACUGUAGAAAAUUCACCCAAACAAGAAGCUGGAAUUAGUGAGGGUCAAGGAACAGCAGGGGAAGAGGAAGAAAAGAAAAAACAAAAGAGAGGUGGAAGGGGUCAAAUAAAACAAAAAAAGAAGACCGUACCACAGAAGGUUACGAUAGCUAAAAUUCCCAGAGCGAAGAAGAAAUACGUAACGAGAGUGUGUGGCCUUGCAACUUUCGAAAUCGAUCUUAAAGAAGCACAAAGAUUUUUUGCUCAAAAAUUCUCCUGUGGUGCCUCAGUCACAGGGGAGGACGAAAUCAUCAUUCAGGGGGACUUUACAGAUGACAUAAUUGAUGUCAUUCAGGAAAAAUGGCCAGAGGUGGAUGAUGAUAGCAUCGAAGAUCUUGGAGAAGUGAAGAAGUGAUUUUGAAAAUUUGUCUGUAUUUAAUGGUCUGAACUGAGUUGAUAUGGCCAAGGGGGAGAGGCCUUUUGAAAAGAUAUAUAUUUAUCCUACAGUAAAACUGUAGACUACCCUCGCCCUUGGCAUUUUCACUGUUCUGUACAAGGCUGCUUGUUUUUUUUAUUGCCAAAGUCUAAUGAAUAGGGGAGACUGUCAUGCUUAUGCAUGAAAUAGAAUUUAGUCAAAUAAAAAUUUUUGGUCACUUGGUACUGACUUCUCUUUCUCCCUUUUUAACUUUUUAUUUUUGAAAAAACACUGUAGACGUUUUUGUGGAACGCUUAUCUGUCGAUUAUUUUUAAAUGGCCAUGAUUUAAUCAAAUCAUGAUAUUUUUUUUUUUUUUUGAAUUUUUUAAGCUGAGUAAUAUUUUAAAGAAUUUGAAUUUGGCUUCAUCCCCAGUAAUAAGUAUCUCCUUGCUUCUUUGGUGUGAUAGUUCUGAGAUGCUGCACAUCUAAUAGAUUCGUGGUUGGAUUGGCUUCAUUGUUACCAUCCAUGUGGGCACGUCACCACACUGUCACCACACUGUCGGUAGGAGUUGUUCGAGCUCUUCUGAAGAUUAUUUGUAAAGUAUAUUAAAAGCCUUAAAACCAUCUGCACUGUUUGACCCAGUAAGCCGCUUCCUUGACAUUAUCCCGAAGAUAGAAGUCUUGCGUUCAUCAUGAUGUUACUCAUGUUAUCAAAAAAUUACAUACAAAUGAUACACAUGAACAAUUGGGAGAUUGUUAAAGAAAUGAUGUUGCAUCACAUGGUCGACGACUAGGUAUAUAUUUUAAAACAUUUUCCAAGAAUACUUGGAAAGAAAUUGAAUGACGUUAACUGGGGUGCAGACUCCAAUUCCAUUUUAUAUUAUCAUCAUUAUUGUUUUGAGUGGAAGGCCACUCAGGCUUAGAGUUCUUGUUCCGGCUACAAAUUAUGUGUGUAAAAUUCUGCUAACCAGUUGAAAAUAAUAUAAACCAUGUUCAAUAUAUUGUCUGGGAAAUAACUGAAAUGUGUUUUUCUCAGAAGAGAAACAGUGACAAUUUUAACGAAUGCACUAAAUGAAUUUAAACUUUGUUUUUAUAAAGGUCUUAAGUCAGGUGCUACAAAUUGAAAAGAUUCAUGGUAUUUUAAUUGCUUGUAGAUACCUUUAAGAAAUUUAGAACCUAUUGUUUACUGCCAUGCAAAUUAUAAUCUUGAAUGAAUGGUUUUUAAAAAAUAAUUAAAAUCUUAAAAUGUGUAGUAAAGAUGUAAAUUUAAAAAAUGAAAUUCUGCAUUAACUGAGUUUUACUAAAUACAAUUAUCUAAUGAAGCAAAUUUAGCCACCAAGAUCAUUUGGUAUGUGUUAUGUACGCCGUUGGUGCUGGAAGAUGUCUGUGUGCCUGUAUCAACACGUGACUUCAUGUAAAGAUUCUCAAUGUUCACAGUUCUUGGCAAGUGCAGUAGAUCUUACUGCAGGAAAAUGCAGAAUUAAAAUUGUCCUUGUGUAUAA
Messenger RNA from Pteropus alecto (black flying fox), 2259 nucleotides. RefSeq names its product density regulated re-initiation and release factor (gene DENR). The transcript is spliced from 8 exons. NCBI's taxonomy places the organism in Eukaryota, Metazoa, Chordata, Mammalia, Chiroptera, Pteropodidae. The record is from RefSeq and is a predicted model, not a curated record. Gene Ontology annotation, molecular function: translation initiation factor activity; mRNA binding. The coding region runs from base 161 to 757 and encodes 198 amino acids. Gene Ontology annotation, biological process: formation of translation preinitiation complex; translation reinitiation.